AUGAGCAGCGAAGACCUACAGGAUAAAACUCUCUCUUACCUGGAAUCUACAUUUGUGAAGUACAAGAAAUUACUUUUUCUAAUUUCCAAAACUGUCCGAGUAAAGAAAAAAAAAGUCAUCGAAGUAGAGACCGAACUGGAAAACACCGUAUGGAGGAAAAAACAUACAUCGGAUAGAGUAUUGAAGCAAGCUACACUGGGAUUGCUGAUGGGGAAAUAUCGGAAAUGCACCAAAAUCUACACCGACGCCUCCAAGGCGGAAGACAGAUGUGGGAUAGGCAUUUUCGACGAAACCAACAAAUAUCGACUGAAUUUGAAACUACAAAACACAGUAUGCAGUAUGUCGGCAGAGCUGGAGGCCAUAUACGUGGCAUUACAAUAUGUUGAAAAAAGGCAAAUCUACAAUGCAGUUAUUCUGACGGAUUCAAAAUCAGGAUGUGAACUGAUUAAACAUCAAAUGGACAAUAACGAGCAGGAUGAAAUUAUCCAUGCGAUAAUAAGUAAGGCUGCGAUGAUGAAGUCAAAGAUCCAGUGGAUUCCCGGACACGUAAACGUGCAAGGAAAUGAGACGGCAGACGCGUUAGCAAAAUUAGGACUGAAUCAAACUAACGAAGCAUCUAACAAGAUAUUUCCACACGACGCUAUAAACAAGUGCAAGGAAAUGGUAACGGAAGAAGUCCAAGAGUGGUACGUGAAUUACACCCAAGAGGAAGGAAAAGGACGGAAGUUUUUCCAGUUUCAGACUGGAAUCAACCCUAAACCAUGGCAUCAAAAUCUAUCACUAACCAACUCCGAAGUUAGAACACUAAAUAGAUUGAUUGCGGGUCAUGACUACUCACCAUACUGGCUAAGCAUCAUGCACAUCAAAGAUGAGAUGUACUGCGAGCUGUGCCAAACCCCGAACACCUCAGAGCACAUUAUACUAAAUUGUAUUAAACACUUGCAUCUCCGAGACAAACACAAACUGGAUUCUUACUUUAAAAUACAAGAUGUAUUUGAGACCAAAGAUGUUGCAAAUUUAAAAGGCUAA
This is a messenger RNA of Armigeres subalbatus, 1029 nucleotides long. RefSeq lists its product as uncharacterized. The transcript has a single exon. Gene Ontology annotation, biological process: DNA replication, removal of RNA primer. The coding region runs from base 1 to 1029 and encodes 342 amino acids. The record is from RefSeq and is a predicted model, not a curated record. Gene Ontology annotation, molecular function: nucleic acid binding; RNA-DNA hybrid ribonuclease activity. Lineage: Eukaryota; Metazoa; Arthropoda; Insecta; Diptera; Culicidae.